UUGUUCAAACUUCUGCUGCUAUACAAUGUUUCUUCAUCACACUCCUGCUUGUCAAGUUUCUGUGUUAUUCAUCCUAUUCCUUCAAAUGUCUUUCGGCAUUUUAUUGUGUGGUCGUUGGUGGUACCUAGGUGGUCGGUGGUCUCGUCGAUUUCGAGCUAUGUCGUCGGUGGUCGUCGAUUUCGAGCUAGGGUUUCGUUGCGGAUUUCACGGAGAGGGACUGAGUAUCAGAAAAGGAAAUUGGAGGUGAAGGCUGCAUGUGCAAGCUCGAGAAGGAAGCUGGAAGAGAAGUUGAUACAGGACACUGUGUUGAGCCUGGGCGGUCAAGUGAAAGAAAAAACGGGGGCAAUUAGAACAAAGGCUCCUAAUUUGACCUGCCGUGUUGAGUCAUUUGGAAGAAUAUGUCAAACGUUUGAUGACAAAAGGAAGAGGUGGGUGUCUUAAAUGGGGUUUGGUGGCCUUCUUCAUUUAGCUUCUGGCAUACAUAUGCCUAGGCAAUUGGCGUAUUGGCUACUGCGUCGAGUGGAUCCAUUUAGGAAGAUUCUCUCCUCGGAUGGCAAAGAGUUUAAGUUGUCACCGAAUCAAGUGUAUUGGAUAUUUGGGAUACCGAAUGGUGGCAAGUGUGUCCCUUUAAAAAAAAUAUGAGCCUCAAUGUCAAGGGACAGGUUGAGGAACUGAUUUCUCGGUAUGGCUAUUAUUGGGAAACUAAAUGCACAAGAUAUGAAGGCCGUGUUUACGGUGUCAAGGGCAUUCAUGUCAAUUCAAUUAUAAUGGAUAGGGUAGAAGGUCAAUGGGAAGACAAUGAGGAAGUUGAAUUUAAGACAUUAUUUCUCAUCCUUUCGCUGCUUAUGGUUCUUUGUCCUACACAGUCCCCACGACUAUCUUCAGAUCUAUUGCCUGCCGUAACGUGUGCAAUAGAAUGUGAUAAGUAUGACUGGUGCAGCUUAGUGUUAUCCAAGUUUCUUUCUAGUGUCACCUCAUUCGCAAAGAGGUUCGAUGCAAAAGGAAAUGGUGGUGGUAGUGGUGGCUGUCUGUUGUUUAUUGUGGUGCUUUAUCUUGACCGGCUUAAUAGGGAUCCCCUCCGCUGGGGUGCUUUCCCGCGAUUGAUUGUUUGGGGCAAACAUGAGUUAGCUUUAGCAGCCAGAGCUGAUUGUGUGAAUAAUGCUCCUGAUUUUGGCAAACUUGGGAUGUUGGAUGUUGCUUAUGGUGAAACCCACCCCCUAGAGGCCAGGGAUACAGAUGGACCUCUAGCACUAAAUACUAAGGAGGUUGACGAAUUACCUGAUAUGAAAUAUUCUCCUAAGCCGAGGCGUAGGCGGGCAUCGAAAGGAGCUGGUGUAUCAUGGUUCUAGUAAUGCAUUGGAGGUUUGCAUAAUGUCAAUGUACUGUAUGACUUUUACCUAUGACUUCAAUUUGGAUUGCAUAAUGUUUGGUUUUUUGGGCUUGGCCCAAAGUCAUAUGUUGAUUAUGUUGUAGGCAUUUAAUAAUUGAGUUUGAUGUCAAAGUCACAUAGGAUAGCAUAAUGUUUCUGUUUUUGGGCUUUAGGCCCAAAGUCAUAAUGGAUUCCAUAACAUAAUGUUUCUGUUGGCAAAGCAAGCCAUAAUGUUUUUAAGUAAUCUCCAAUAGGAAUUAGGGUGCUUCAAUUUUGACCCUUUAGGCCCAAAUCUAUUAAUAUAACUUAAGUAAUAUAAAAAAAUUUCCAAAACUUAUAAUGACAUCAUUAAUUUUUUUAUCAAAAUAAUUAAGAAUUUAGUAUCUUUUUCUCCUACUUCAUAAAUUUUAUUCAAAUUGUAUCAAUUGGAAUGUCCACUCUUUAGUAAUUUAUCAAUGUAUUAGAUUUUUCUUAAAUUAUCAAUUAUUUCUACUACGUACAUAUUACACACAAAUAAGCAUCCCACCCCACGAGCCUAAUCUAGUUCAUGUUAAAGAGACCUACACUCACAUUUGAAGAAAUAAAACUUUUUAAACCAGUAUUUGAAGAAUGAGUUGAUUUGUUUUAAAACCAUAAUCUGAAGACAUUUAAAACCUUUUACACCAAUAAUGUUGUCUUGGUAUUUGUGGAUUGCAUAAUGCCUCUUCUUUGUUACUAGGCCCAAAUUCAUAAUAAUUAUGUCCUCAAAUUGCAAUGUUUAUGGCUUAGACUCUAACCCAUUUUGGGUUACUAGUUUACCUCUGUAUGCAAUUCGUAUUUAUUCGGUUUUCCAAAUUGGAAUAACCUCAACCUAUAU
Molecule: messenger RNA, 2225 nt
Organism: Chenopodium quinoa (quinoa)
Lineage: Eukaryota; Viridiplantae; Streptophyta; Magnoliopsida; Caryophyllales; Amaranthaceae
Exons: 8
Coding region: 639-1349 (236 amino acids)
Source: RefSeq, a predicted model, not a curated record